AUGAUUGUUCUAGAAUGGCUAUUCCUCACAAUUGCUCCUUGUGAUGCAGCGGAACCAUGGCAAUUAGGAUCUCAAGACGCAGCAACACCUAUGAUGCAAGGAAUAAUGGACUUACAUCACGAUAUCUUUUUCUUCCUCAUUCUGAUUUUGGUUUUCGUAUCACGGAUCUUGGUUCGCGCUUUAUGGCAUUUCCACUAUAAAAAAAAUCCAAUCCCGCAAAGGAUUGUUCAUGGAACUACUAUCGAGAUUCUUCGGACCAUAUUUCCCAGUAUCAUCCCGAUGUUCAUUGCUAUACCAUCAUUUGCUCUGUUAUACUCAAUGGACGAGGUAGUAGUAGAUCCAGCCAUUACUAUCAAAGCUAUUGGACAUCAAUGGUAUCGGACUUAUGAGUAUUCAGACUAUAACAGUUCCGAUGAACAGUCACUCACUUUUGACAGUUAUACGAUUCCAGAAGAUGAUCUAGAAUUGGGUCAAUCACGUUUAUUAGAAGUGGACAAUAGAGUGGUUGUACCAGCCAAAACUCAUCUACGUAUUAUUGUAACACCUGCUGAUGUACCUCAUAGUUGGGCUGUACCUUCCUCAGGUGUAAAAUGUGAUGCUGUACCUGGUCGUUUAAAUCAGAUCUCUAUUUCGGUACAACGAGAAGGAGUUUACUAUGGUCAGUGCAGUGAGAUUUGUGGAACUAAUCAUGCCUUUACGCCUAUCGUCGUAGAAGCUGUUCCUAGGAAAGAUUAUGGUUCUCGGGUAUCCAAUCAAUUAAUCCCCCAAACCGGGGAAGCUUAA
Ziziphus jujuba (common jujube) is the source of this 783-nucleotide messenger RNA. Lineage: Eukaryota; Viridiplantae; Streptophyta; Magnoliopsida; Rosales; Rhamnaceae. The record is from the annotation of a RefSeq genome assembly.